AUGUGGCCUAUUGGUUUGUGCAUAGUGACAUUAGUUAUCAUAUGGGUCACAAAUUGGAUUCAUAGAUGGAGGAACCCCAGAUGCAAUGGUACACUUCCUCCUGGCACCCUGGGCUUUCCACUCAUUGGAGAAACCAUUCAAUUUUUCAUUCCCGGCCACUCCUUGGAUCUUCUACCAUUCUUCAAGAAAAGAGUUCAGAGAUAUGGUCGUCUGUUCCGGACAAGCCUAGUGGGUCGACCGGUUGCGGUAGCAGCUGACCCUGAAGUGAACCAUUUCAUCCUUCAAGAAGAGGGGAAGUCGGUGGAAAUGUUUUACUUGGAUUCUAUUGUUAAGCUUUUUGGGAAAGAUGGGGCAUCCACCCAUGCAACCGGUCACGUUCACAAGUAUCUCAGGACACUGGUUAUGAAUAACUUUGGCUUCGAGAGCCUCAGAGAUAAGCUACUUCCUAAAGUGGAAGCAGUGGCUCGUAAAAGCUUAGACACUUGGUCGAGCCAACCAUCUGUGGAACUGAAUUAUGCUAUUUCACAGGUAAUGUUUGAAUUCAUAUCGAUGGAGCUGUUCAGUUAUGAUCCAAGCGCAUCCACAGAAAGUAUGAGCGAUGCAUUCAUCAACUUUCUGAAGGGUCUAGUGUCUAUCCCCUUGAACAUUCCUGGUACAACUUUUCAUAAAUGUUUGAAGAACCAGAAGAAGGUAAUGAAGAUGCUGAGGGAGAUAGUGGAGGAGAGGUGUGCUUCUCCUGAGAGACGCCAUGGUGAUGUUCUUGAUUAUUUCCUGGAAGAAAUGAAAAGCAAAACAUUCAUAACAAAAGAUUUUAUUGUCUACAUAAUGUUUGGGCUUCUCUUUGCCACCUUCGAGUCGAUCCCCACUAUGUUCACUCUAGUCUUUAAAUUAAUAAUGGAGCACCCACUGGUGUGGCAAGAAUUGAAGGAUGAGCAUGAGGCUAUUCUUAGAAAUAGUCAGACUUCAAAUUCCACAAUCACAUGGGAAGAUUACAAGUCCAUGACUUUCACAUUUGAUGUUAUCAAUGAAGCACUUAGAAUGGGAAAUAUUAGUCUUGGGAGUUUUAGAAGAGCCGUGGAAGAUGUAAGGAUAAAUGGAUAUACAAUUCCAGCAGGGUGGAUAAUUUUAGUUGUCCCUUCAGCACUUCACAUGGACCCUGAAACAUACCCCGAUCCUCUUGUUUUCAACCCAUGGCGAUGGAAGGAGGAUGGGGGAUCAAAGAUCAGAGUUAAGAAUUUCACACCUUUUGGAAGGGGUAUACGCUCUUGUCCAGGGGCAGAACUCAGCAAGCUUGUGGCAGCCACAUUCAUCCAUGCGGCAGUCACCAAAUACAGGUUUACAAAAAUUAAGGGAGGACGUGUAGUUCGAAAUCCAAUGUUGAAAUUUAAGGAUGGGUUUUACGUCAAGGUUUCGGAGAUGGUCACUGAAGGUGGUGGCUCAGCUGCUGAAGAUGCUUGAAAAAGUUUAGGUUGAAUGUGCUAUAGGCGAAGCUACUGUAGUUUUGCCCUUGUAUGAACCUACCAUAUAUAUGGUAUGAAAU
Molecule: messenger RNA, 1540 nt
Organism: Vitis riparia (riverbank grape)
Lineage: Eukaryota; Viridiplantae; Streptophyta; Magnoliopsida; Vitales; Vitaceae
Product: cytochrome P450 87A3-like
Exons: 8
Coding region: 1-1458 (485 amino acids)
Biological process (GO): sterol metabolic process
Molecular function (GO): iron ion binding; monooxygenase activity; oxidoreductase activity, acting on paired donors, with incorporation or reduction of molecular oxygen
Source: RefSeq, a predicted model, not a curated record